GCCAUGUUUUGACAGCUGUUGUUCAAAUGGAUUUGUUUAUCCGAAAGGAAUUGACGCUGAGCAGCGGUACCCAGCUGGAGGAUGUGACGCCGCACUGCCAAAAGUUACUCACAUGGCUGCAAUCCUUUCAGGAGGAGUUCCGUUCCGAGCACCGCCACCUGCGGCUCAAUCCAUCUCUGAUUGAAUCCCUGUUGAAGGCCCAUUUGUACCUGUUUGAAUGCUACGAGCGCUUCGGGGAUUCGUUGGCGGAUCGCUGCGACUCCCAUGGCUUUUUCGCGGGCAUUUCCAGUAUGGAAGAAAGAAGGCAAUAUAUCCGAGAGCUGUGCACAAACAUUGUAAAUACUAAACGGGGAGAAGAGCAUGCACCGCUUCUCCACCUGAUGCAUCGUACUUUCGCCGAAGUCCAGACUGUUUGGAGUGUUAUUCGCGACCUGGACUGGUCGGAAAUUCGGCAAUCGGAAGCCCUGGCCUGCAGCGAUCUCAUCAACCCCGAUCUCCAGCAGAUGCGUCGCUUGGUAAAGAGAAUUUGCCGCUUAUCCAGCCUUCAGCAAAUUGAAACCGCUGUGCAACGCUCAAUGGAGCUAAUAAGCUUCGUGGUGUGGAUCUAUCUCUUCCGGGAGCCCAGGGAUAGUAGCAUCCAUUCCGACUGCCACCUUGUGCGUAACCUAAUCUGCGACACCCUAACGGAGGGUAGAACAAGCGCUUGCUCCGGUUUCCUGCACAAUAUCUACCGCUUUGUAUCAGAACCCGGUAACGAAGUGAGAUUCUGGGCUUGUCUAGAGCAUGUCCGUCUGGCUGGCAGCCUGAUUUCCUAUUUAAUCGGCAGUUGGAGCUGUCACCUACCCUUUUUCGAUGUGGAAGAGAUGCAAAUGAACGCCGAGGCUCCUGAACUAGGUAUUGCACAAUUGCCCGUAGACAAGGCCACCUAUGUGACCCAUCUGAUGCUGGCCGUCCGAUCCCCAUGUCGCCAACAGUUCAGCCAGCAGCUUCGCACCCUCCUGCCCACAAAUUCCUUAGCUUGCCUGCUGGACCUGCUCAAUAAAGUGGCCUUCGUUUUUAGUUAAAA
Drosophila ficusphila is the source of this 1066-nucleotide messenger RNA. RefSeq lists its product as uncharacterized. The record is from RefSeq and is a predicted model, not a curated record. The transcript has a single exon. The coding region runs from base 27 to 1064 and encodes 345 amino acids. Lineage: Eukaryota; Metazoa; Arthropoda; Insecta; Diptera; Drosophilidae.